AACCGGAGAUCAUAGACGCAUCUUAUAAUUGUUAGCGCAGCUCCAAGGAAUGCUUCAGCAGACUAUCGGCGGCAGUUCCUUCCGAUCGCUAGACCGCGAGAGAGAUCAAGAGAAGCGAUCUUUCGUUUGAAAUCCUUCGUAUACCUACCAGGCACGUCGGGGAAUGGUCAGCCUCGUACGUGAUCAGCCGAACACUUCUGGAAGCGGCGCCGUAUUUUUCGCCGCUUCUAUGAACAUGGACGACGACGAAUAUCUACAACCAGUUAUCACCUCGCAGGAGGACGACAACUUUCACAAAUUGGACACGAUCCCGUACACGUUCGUCGCCCUCCUAUUUGGCGUUGCCUUGGAAAUAACUGGCAUAGCCUUUGUUUCGUUGUGGCCUGAGGAAGAAAACAAAUGCGACACAUAUUUCGUACUGUUGUAUCUCCAUUGCGCCUACUGGCUCCUGGUAAUGCUACUCGAUCAUAUUCUCAAAUUGAAACAUCAUCAUUUGAGGAUAAGCGGCUACUUGGACUUCUAUCAGUCGACCUACCAGCACAUAAGGGCUCCGUUCUUCGUCGCCUCACUUUGGAACGCCGCUUACCUUUUGCUCGCAACAAUCUUACAUCACACGCACAAGAUGGACUAUGAGAAAUACUGCAGAGCUUCGGAGUGGCUUACGCCGAUGAACUACAUAUUGCUUCUCACCACCUUGGAACUUUCGAUAAUCGUCCCUGUCUAUGUCAAUUAUAUCAGACGAGUUAGACGCUUUAAUCGAUUGAGACCACCUCCGGACGUUACCCGCGAGGAAUGGCUGUCGUCGUUCACUCAAGACUCGUACGCCGGUGGCGGGGAGGUCGGCUAUCAGCAGAAGGGAUCGAACUUGGCUGAAUUACUCGAGAAACAAGCAGAUCUGAUUAGGUACUUGCGCGAUCAUAAUGUUAAACUGAGUCAUAGGAUGAUGCUGCUCGCGGACCAAAGGAGACCAAGAGAGCCGUAGUUGGCAAUUUGUUUCUUCCUCGAGACGCGGUCGUAUGAUAUGAUAUUUGACGAGAUCAUAUAACUUCGUUGCUUGUAUACCGAUAACGAAACAUUGUUUUUCAACAAAAAUCUCCACCUCUUCUGUAGCACUGAGCGUUCGCCGCCGACAAACGGAUUGUCGGCAGCAGGUGCACGUUGUUACCGACUGUUGGGUAAAUGAACUUACUCAGCUUUGUCGCAAAUUUGCUGAAUAAUUUUUUAGCGAUGGCGGUAAAUUUCCAUCGGAGUGUUCCAAUAUCUUCUUCGAUAUAUCGUUGGUUCUAAGAAGAUCGCAUCAAUAUCGAUCCCCUACUUCUUUCCCCCAAGUUAUUGUUGCCGCUCGUGUGAGAACUGUAAGUGUCAAACGUUCUGCGGCUACUUUGUCCUGACAAUUUAUCGUCACUGUAAAGAUCUCCUGAUAUUUAAUUGUUACUAAUUAACCGGAUUGAUUGAUUAUAGUAACUUUUUCUUCCUGCUUUGCUUUGAGUUUCAUAGGUCUUCUGCAUAGUUCUUCGAGUGGGAAAUUCGUGACAACGAUUAGUCAACAAUUUUUUAUGUGUGAUCAGAUAAUAAUAAUAAUGUUAUUCAAAAUCGAUGUGGUUUUUUGUUUCGAGGGCGCUAUAAUGGUCAUAACGCCCAAGAAUAUAAAAUACUAAGAAUAAGAGAUUACUGUGAUAUCACCGUAAAUGUAAAUUUUACCAGUUUAAUAAACUACCUAUCUAUAUUUUGAA
This is a messenger RNA of Diprion similis, 1733 nucleotides long. RefSeq names its product transmembrane protein 192. The record is from RefSeq and is a predicted model, not a curated record. Gene Ontology annotation, cellular component: lysosomal membrane; late endosome. Lineage: Eukaryota; Metazoa; Arthropoda; Insecta; Hymenoptera; Diprionidae. Bases 164 to 982 code for a protein of 272 amino acids. The transcript is spliced from 4 exons.